AUGGCAAUUGAUUUUAACGACGGUAUAAACUUAUCCACUUGUGACGGUCUUAACUUGCACGUUCUGAUCCCACAAGUUAGAGGUGGACCGAUGCUGUGGGACAUCAUUCAUCGUAUUGAUUUUAAGCACGACGAUACAUUGGCAGCAUUGUUGGCUGCUCUCGGUGCAAAACACAAGCUUCUACCUCACGGUUAUCCGGAAUACGCAUCAGCCGUUAUCAUUGAACUUUGGAACACCAAAAAAGGGCCACAAAUUAAGAUGAAAUAUCAUAGGAACAGCAAUGAAGUAGGGUUCGAAGAUGCCACUUCCGCCAUCCAAGGAUGCAGUCUUGAACAAGGUUACUGCUCGUAUGCCGACUUCAAGAAGAGAUCAGAGCCGUAUAAUCCUAAAAACAUAACGAAGCUUUGCGAUGACGUUCCUGGCAAUUAUGAGAAGAAGAAGCGAGACUAUGUGAUGAAUCGAAAUCAAGAGAUUCACUGGAUGGUGGAAAACGAUGCCGACAAAAUGGAUCCUAAUGAAAAACCGUUCAAUGAUUUCAGUCCGAAAUUUGCAGUCCCGUCGAGCAACGCUGAAAAUGAACUCAUCUUUUUGCACAUGAUAUGGCGACAUGGUGAUCGUACUCCAAAAUGGUUAUGUAAAAAUGAUCCGAACAAUGCCAGUACGUGGGUCGAAGGACUCGGACAGCUAACACCGACCGGUAUGGAGCAACAACAACGCCUUGGUAGUUUAAUCUUCAAUGAAUAUGCAGUCAAACAGAAGUUGAUCAGUCAGCGAUACGAGUCAAAUCAAAUAUACUUUCGUUCAACAGAUGUCAAUCGGACGCUAUUGAGUGCUGUAUCGAAUUUAGUUGGGAUGUAUUUCAACAGACCUGAACAGAUAGCAAACCUUGACUAUCCAUCAAUGAAAGGAUGGCCGAACGGCUAUGUUCCCGUAGCUGUACACACGCUUCAAACGAAAUAUGACCAUGUUGGCUGA
This is a messenger RNA of Anisakis simplex (herring worm), 975 nucleotides long. Lineage: Eukaryota; Metazoa; Nematoda; Chromadorea; Rhabditida; Anisakidae. The record is from the annotation of a GenBank genome assembly.